Didymodactylos carnosus is the source of this 3077-nucleotide messenger RNA. The record is from the annotation of a GenBank genome assembly. NCBI's taxonomy places the organism in Eukaryota, Metazoa, Rotifera, Eurotatoria, Philodinida, Philodinidae.
GGUUUGAUAGUGACAUAAAUUGAUCAAUUGAUUGUCAAGAUACUUUACAAUACCUGAAAUCAUUUAUUAGUCAUAUAAAGAUCUUUACUGGUAGUGAUCAAUGUAUUGAUUAUAUAUCAAAAUGUCCAACAUGUGAAAAAGUUCAUCUUAUUGUUUCGGGUUUGCUAUGUAAAAAUAUUAUCACUUCUACAAUAAUUGAUCCAUCAAGGAAUGUCACUAUUUACAUUUAUUGCAAAAAUGUUUCUAAAUAUCAGAAUCUGUUCGAAUCCUGUGCAAAGCUUCAAGGUAUUUUCCAGGAUAAAAACUCACUCCUCACAUCUCUGAUUCAAGGUAUAAACGAGCGACUUGAUUGAACAAUUAUAAAUAUAUUUAAUCCAUAUUUAAAGCAAGAUAGUCGAAGAAACUUAGAUAAAGAUAGUGCAACAGUCGUAUGGUUCCAGUUACUAAUUGAUAUUCUUCUACGUACAUUGCAAACAGAAGAAUCAAAACUUGAAAUGUUAAAUAUGAGUCGUACCUAUUACAAAGAUAACCAAGCAGUUCUUGCACAGAUUAACGAAUUCGAACAAUCAUAUUGUUCAUCAACAUCAAUUACAUGGUAUACAAAGAACACAUUUUUAUUUCGUAUGUUGAAUCAAGUAUUGCGCCAAGAAAAUGUUACCGGUAUUUUUCAAUUACGAUAUUUUAUCAAAGACUUAUAUCUGCAAUUAAGAGAAUUACAUUCUCAAUAUAUAAAAUCAUUGUCGCAAAAAACCAAAAUACUAACUGUUUAUCGUGGACAGACAAUUACAAUUAAUCAAUUACAACAAUUAAAAGAAAAUAUAAGUAGUAUCAUAUAUGUAAACACAUUUUUAUCUACAACAACUGAUAAAGAAGUCGCUUUAAUCUAUGCAGGUGUUGAGGGAUCUUAUCUGGUAUCUGUUCUUUUUGAAAUUAAUAUCGAUACAAGUAUUGCUACAAAACCAUUCGCUAAUAUAGAGGACUACAGUUAUCACAAAGAUGAAAAUGAAAUUUUAUUUGCACUUGGAACAAUGUAUAAAAUAGUAUCAGUUAGUAAGUUUGAAAAUGGUCAUAUUUGGAUUAUUAAACUAUCAUAUGAUAAUGAUGUUUACCUGCAAACAAGAAUAUUAACAAGACAUUUAACAAGAAACAUGCAUGAACCAAUAAUUGUUUGUAAUUCAUCCACAAUUAAUCAGAAGUCUUUCGGAGAUCUUAAUAAUGAAUCUACAAUAUUUAUGUGGAAUUAUUUGCUUUUGAAGAUAAUAUUACAGAUGGAGAAUGAUCAAAAUGCGAAAACUGAUAUGAUUAACGUUUGUCUUAAUUAUAAAUCGGAAAAAGUUAUAUGGUGGUACACUACAGAAUCAUAUGUUUAUCAUUUAAUAAAUAAAUCACUGCGGUCACAGAAUAUUGAUAAUAUAUAUAAACUUCGUUUUUUUAUAGUUGAUUUGCAUAAUCAGUUGCAAAAAUUAUAUUCUCAAACUCGAUUCUCGAAUAGCACUCAACAAAUAUUAACUGUUUAUCGUGGCCAAGGUAUGUCAGUUGAAGAGUUACAGAAUUUAAGAGAUAAUAUCAAAGGCCUUAUUUCUGUUCAUUCAUUUCUAUCAUGUUCAAAAAAUCGGAAUACAGCAUUAAUUUAUUCAUUAAAUCGUUCUGGACGUCCAUCAGCUGAACCUGUGCUUUUCGAAAUUGACAUCGAUACGAGUAUUGAUACAAAACUGUAUGCUGAUAUCGGACAAUACAGUAGUUAUCAAACAGAAAAUGAAAUUCUCUUUACAGUAGGUACAAUAUUUGAAAUUAUAGAGGUUAAAAGACAGAUGGAUGUUGGAUUUUGGAUCAUUAAACUGUUGUUAAGUAAACAAAUUGAUGAAGAUAUGAAAGAAUUAACAGCGUAUUUUGAAAACGAAAUUGGUAAAAACCCCACCCUUCUUACGUUAGCUGAAUAUUUAACACGUAUGGGUGACUAUGACACAGCAAGAGGGUAUUAUAUGAUACUUCUUGAUAAGGUAAAAUUAUUGGGCAAUAAGUCCGAUAUUGCAAAACUUUAUAAUCAGGUUGGUCAACUUUAUUAUUUAACCGGUGAUUAUAAAAGAGCCUUGAAGUACUACGAGAAAGCAAUAAACAUUAGCACUAUUGAUUAUCGGAAUUUAGGAGUAACACAUGAUAAUAUAGGUAUGGUUAAUGGUGCCAUGGGAAAGUAUGAAGAAGCGUUAAAUCACUACGUUAAGUCAUUAGAUAUAUGGAAAAAAAUUUUACCACCUAAUCAUCCACAAAUUGGUAAUCAGUAUAACAGAAUCGGACAGACACAUAAUCAACGAGGAGACUAUGAUAUUGCAUUAGAAAACUAUAAAAAUGCUCUUGAAAUUCAAAUGGUUGCGUUGCCACCGAACCACCCAAAUUUGGCAGAAUCUUUUAUUAAUAUUGAUCUUGUCUAUUUUGGUAAAAAAGAAUAUAUAUCAGCUUUAAGUUAUCAUGAAAAAGCGCUCGCAAUUCAGUCAAAAUCGUUACCUUCGGAUCAUCCAGAUAUCGGCUCGAACUAUAAUAAUAUAGGACGUGAUCAUUAUUGUCUUGGCAAUUUCACGAAAGCAACGCAUUAUUAUGGGAAAGCUCUAAACGUUUUUCUGAAGGCUUUACCUCCUUUUCAUCCAUCAAUUGCACUCAUUUAUCAAAAUAUUGGAAAAUUGUAUUAUAAAACCAAGGAUUAUAAGCAGUCAUUAGAGAAUUACAAAAAGGCAAUGAGAAUUCAGGAGACCACCUUACCUGCCCAACAUCCGGAUACAAAUAGAACUCAUAAGUAUCUAAAAGAACUUUCACGACUAGUCAAAGAUUCUACGUCUAGUCAGGAUGAUGAAGAGUUAAAUAAUAUUUCAAACGAUAUCAAGAUGGUGAAUAUAAAUGAACAUCAAAAUACAUUAGAAAUGCAAUAUCAACAAACGAUUACUCAUGGCACAAAACUAUUGGAUGCAGAUAGAGAUAAUCAGUUGUUAUUAAAUGUAUGCAAAUCAAAUAUUGAUGAUUUAAAUAACACAAGGAGCAAACGUAUAAAACAUCGAUUCUUUUCUAGUAAAUCUAAGAAAAAGUAA